AGGCCACAUCCCCAGCCCCACGGAGAGCCCCGUUUUACUGAGGUUGAAGGCUGCUGGGGCCGACUGGCCUGGAGCGCACUCGCGCCACGCCGCGCCCCCUCUGGUGACCACGUGGGUUCCCCUUGGGGGAAGCCCGGCCGCCCCGCCCCUCGCCGCCGUGGCCAAUGGGAGGCCGGGGCGCCGCCCCUGGGCCGCUCCCUCCCGGGCAGGUCCCGGGCAGAGCGGAGACGAGCGGAGCGCCCGAGGAGCCGGCGGGAGCGGAGCCGCACUCUCCUGCGCGCCCCGCCAUGGGCGGCGCCUCCGGCCCCAGCACUCGCGGGUGAGUGGAGCUGGGGUCCCCGCCAUGGCCCGGCUGCUGCCGCUGGGCGCCCUGCUGUGCGCGCUGCGCGCGGGCCCCGGCGCCGCGGACCCCGAGCCCCUCCCGCCGCGGGCGCCCCACCACUGCCCCGCUCGCUGCGUGUGCGCCGCGGACGUGCUGAGCUGCGCCGGCCUCGGGCUGGGGGACCCGCCGGCCGCGCUCCCUCCCGCCGCCGCCGACCUCGACCUGAGCCACAACGCGCUCCGGCGGCUGCGGCCCGGCUGGCUGGCCCCGCUCCCGCGGCUGCGCGCCCUGCGCCUGGGCCACAACCGGCUGGACGCCCUGGGGCGCCGCGUCUUCGCCAACGCCAGCGGCCUGGCGCUGCUGGACCUGUCCUCCAACGCGCUGCACGCGCUCGGCCGCCACGACCUGGACGGGCUGGGCGCGCUGGAGCGGCUGCUGCUCUUCAACAACUGCCUGGCGCAGCUGGACGCGCGCAGCUUCCACGGCCUGCCCGCGCUGCGCCACCUCUACCUGGGCGCCAACCGCCUGGCCGCCUUCUCCUUCCUGCACCUGCACGGCCUGGGCGCGGCGCACCUGCGCACGCUCGACCUGUCCUCCAACCGCCUGGGCCCCGUCUCCGUGCCCGCGCUGGCCGCGCUGCCCACCUUCCUCAAGAACGGCCUCUACCUGCACGACAACCCGCUGCCCUGCGACUGCCGCCUGCUCCGCCUGCUGCAGCGCUGGCACCAGCGCGGCCUGGCCGCCGUGCGCGACUUCGCGCGCCACUACACCUGCCGCGCCUUCCCCGUGCCCGGCGCGCGCGUGCGCUUCCUCGAGCACCGCCGCCUCCUCGACAACUGCUCGGCGGCCGCGGCGCCGGGCCCCGAGCGGCCCGAGGAGCAGCUGGCGGCGCAGGUGGGCCGCCCCCUGCGGCUGCGCUGCAACGCCAGCGCCCCGGCCGCGCGCGUCGCCUGGGUGUCGCCGCAGCACGAGCUGCUGGUGGCCCCCGGGUCCCGCGACGGCAGCAUCGCGGUGCGGGCCGACGGCAGCCUGGCCAUCGCCAGCGUGCAGCCGCGCCACGCGGGCGUCUUCGCGUGCCUGGCCGCGGGGCCCCGCCUGCCCCACGGCCAGGCGCUCGAGUACAACGUGAGCGUGCACUUCCCGCGCCCCGCGCCCGAGGCCUUCAACACCGGCUUCACCACGCUGCUGGGCUGCGCCGUGGGCCUGGCGCUGGUGCUGCUCUACCUGUUCGCGCCGCCCUGCCGGGGCCGCUGCCGCCCGUGCCGCCGCCCGUGCCGGGGCCGCUGCCCCCCGUGCGGCCGCCGCCGCGGGCCCCGCAGCCCCAGCCCGCUGCGGGAGCUGAGCGCGCAGUCGCAGUCCUCGGUGCUCAGCGCCACGCCCCCCGACGCGCCCCGCAAGGCCGGCGCCCCCAAGCACGUGGUCUUCCUGGAGCCCGGCCGCGGGGGCCGCGGGGGCCGCGGGGGCCUGGGCGGGCGCGUGCAGCUCGCCGUGGCCGAGGACUUCGACCUCUGCCCCGCCGCGGGCCUGCCGCUCCGCGCGGGCUCCGAGACCGCCAGCUCCACGGGCUCCGACGGGCCCCUGACCACGCAGUCGGCCUGA
This is a messenger RNA of Perognathus longimembris pacificus (Pacific pocket mouse), 1921 nucleotides long. It is a transcript of the gene Amigo3, whose product is annotated as adhesion molecule with Ig like domain 3. Gene Ontology annotation, molecular function: protein binding. The transcript has a single exon. NCBI's taxonomy places the organism in Eukaryota, Metazoa, Chordata, Mammalia, Rodentia, Heteromyidae. The coding region runs from base 344 to 1921 and encodes 525 amino acids. The record is from RefSeq and is a predicted model, not a curated record.